Molecule: messenger RNA, 222 nt
Organism: Talaromyces atroroseus
Lineage: Eukaryota; Fungi; Ascomycota; Eurotiomycetes; Eurotiales; Trichocomaceae
Exons: 3
Coding region: 1-222 (73 amino acids)
Source: RefSeq, a predicted model, not a curated record
AUGGAUGAAAUUAAGGACAAGUACGGCAACGCGAUCCAUCAAGGUGACCAUGUCUACACUAAAAUCCGCGGGGGGCACGAAGGAGAAGUCGAGAAAAUAGUGAUGAAUCAAGUCGAAGUAGAAGAGGAGGAUGUCAAGAAUCCACCCAAAGUCCUCUUCCAUGACCAACGAGGGAAAAGGGCCGCUCAUAAUCCAGAGACGCUGGAGAAACUGAGCGACUAG